Messenger RNA from Merops nubicus (carmine bee-eater), 2761 nucleotides. RefSeq names its product transducin-like enhancer of split 1 (E(sp1) homolog, Drosophila) (gene TLE1). The record is from RefSeq and is a predicted model, not a curated record. Gene Ontology annotation, molecular function: transcription corepressor activity; protein binding. The annotation marks the transcript as partial. The transcript is spliced from 14 exons. Gene Ontology annotation, biological process: negative regulation of canonical Wnt signaling pathway; regulation of DNA-templated transcription. Gene Ontology annotation, cellular component: nucleus; transcription regulator complex. Lineage: Eukaryota; Metazoa; Chordata; Aves; Coraciiformes; Meropidae.
CAGCAGCAAUUGCAGGCUCAACAUCUCUCCCAUGGCCAUGGACCUCCAGUGCCUCUAACACCACAUCCAUCAGGACUUCAGCCCCCAGGAAUCCCUCCACUUGGAAGCAGUGCUGGCCUUCUUGCCCUUUCUAGUGCGUUGGGUGGGCAAUCUCACUUGGCAAUAAAAGAUGACAAGAAACAUCAUGAUGCAGAACACCACAGAGACAGGGAGCCGGGCACAAGUAAUUCUCUGUUGGUCCCGGACAGUCUGCGAAGCACAGAUAAACGCAGGAAUGGUCCUGAAUAUACCAAUGACAUCAAAAAGAGGAAGGUGGAUGAUAAGGAAUCCAGCCAUUAUGACAGUGAUGGGGACAAGAGUGACGAUAACUUGGUUGUAGAUGUAUCCAAUGAGGAUCCUUCUUCCCCAAGGGCAAGUCCCUCUCAUUCACCACGUGAAAAUGGUAUAGAUAAAACCCGACUGAUGAAGAAAGAUGCCUCUAGCAGUCCAGCAUCUACGGCCUCUUCAGGAAGUUCUACUUCCCUCAAAUCCAAAGAAAUUAGUCUGCAUGAAAAAGCCAGCACGCCUGUUCUGAAAUCCAGUACACCAACUCCUCGAAGUGAUGUGCCAACCCCAGGCACUAGUGCAACUCCAGGACUUCGUCCAGGCCUUGGCAAGCCUCCAACAAUGGACCCUCUGGUUAACCAAGCUGCUGCAGGUUUGCGGACACCAUUAGCAGUACCAGGACCAUACCCUGCUCCCUUUGGAAUGGUACCUCAUGCUGGCAUGAAUGGAGAGUUAACCAGUCCAGGGGCAGCCUAUGCCAGUCUGCACAAUAUGUCACCCCAGAUGAGUGCUGCUGCUGCUGCAGCUGCUGUGGUUGCCUAUGGAAGAUCUCCUAUGGUUGGUUUUGAUCCUCCUCCUCACAUGAGAGUACCUGGAAUCCCUCCAAAUCUAGCAGGGAUUCCUGGGGGAAAACCAGCCUACUCCUUUCACGUUACUGCAGAUGGUCAGAUGCAGCCAGUUCCUUUCCCUCCCGACGCCCUCAUCGGUCCAGGAAUCCCUCGCCACGCCCGUCAGAUCAACACUCUGAACCACGGGGAAGUUGUGUGUGCAGUUACCAUCAGCAACCCCACAAGACACGUCUACACGGGUGGGAAGGGGUGCGUCAAAGUCUGGGACAUCAGCCAGCCUGGCAACAAGAGUCCUGUCUCUCAGCUGGACUGCCUGAACAGAGAUAACUACAUCCGCUCUUGUAAAUUGCUACCUGAUGGAUGCACCCUCAUAGUUGGUGGUGAAGCCAGCACAUUAUCCAUCUGGGACCUGGCAGCACCAACUCCUCGUAUAAAAGCAGAGCUGACAUCCUCAGCCCCUGCCUGCUACGCUCUGGCUAUCAGCCCUGAUUCCAAGGUCUGCUUUUCCUGCUGCAGUGAUGGGAACAUCGCAGUGUGGGAUCUCCACAAUCAGACACUGGUCAGGCAAUUCCAGGGCCACACAGAUGGAGCCAGCUGUAUUGACAUUUCUAAUGAUGGUACCAAGCUCUGGACAGGAGGUUUGGAUAAUACAGUCAGAUCCUGGGACUUGAGAGAGGGGAGACAGUUACAACAGCAUGACUUCACGUCACAGAUAUUUUCCCUUGGUUAUUGUCCUACUGGUGAAUGGCUAGCUGUGGGAAUGGAGAGCAGCAAUGUAGAAGUGCUACAUGUAAAUAAACCAGACAAAUAUCAACUGCACCUUCAUGAGAGUUGUGUAUUGUCACUCAAGUUUGCUUACUGUGGUAAAUGGUUUGUGAGUACUGGGAAAGAUAACCUUCUCAAUGCAUGGAGAACUCCUUACGGAGCCAGUAUCUUCCAGUCCAAAGAAUCUUCAUCAGUGCUUAGCUGUGACAUCUCUGUGGAUGAUAAGUACAUAGUCACGGGCUCUGGAGACAAAAAGGCUACAGUCUAUGAAGUUAUCUACUGAAAACUAUGAUGGGGAUAUAACUUUUAGAAGUUGAACUGGGCCAAAAUUGUUCUAAAUUGUAGAAGUAGAAAGGUUUUGCCUUUUAAAAAGGAACAAAAGUAUUGAGCUUCCAGACCUUGCCAUGAAACUACUCCGAUUUUUCAAAAUAGAAGGCAACAUCCAGCAACUAAAUAUUGGCUUCGUGGACCAAAUGGAACACAGAGGCAAGAUGGACAGAUGUAGCCUAGGUUCUUGAGAUAGUUUUAAAAAGCCAAGUCUACUGAAGAACGUUGGAGCCUUUUAUUUUUUUCUUUCUUUGUGACCUCAUGCAAAUUGUUCUCAUUGCCUGAAUAUGGGGGAUAAAUACCUUUCUGUUUCUUGCAGUUCAAGUUGCAUUCUGUCCUGUGUAGAGCAGUGGUGUCUCAGUUGAACUUGUUUCCUGAUUUUGCAUCUUGUGAUAUGUUUUUGUAUUUUUGUUGAAGGUCAAACAUUUGUAUAAAUUGUAAAUAUAUUUAGUUUAUUACAGUAAAGGCUUUAGUAUGAACAACCAGUCUUUCUCCUCUCCCUCCCCCUCCUCCCCCUCCCCCCUCCUGCCCUGCUUAUUUAAAACUAAAAAACUUUUGGCGACACAAGUACCUUUUUAGAAGCAAAAGCAAACACUAUGUAUAGUUUGAAAAUGGUGUCUUAUUCUUUAUAACUCUUCCUAGAUUACUUUGUCAUACUUAAAAGUAGUUGUUUUGACAUAUUAGGGUAUCAAGUCCAGUAGAUACUGUCUUGUGCUAAAGAAAACUUAAAAGGCAAUUUUGUACUAAUUAUAGUGUAAAUAUAAAAAUUGAACAUU